This is a messenger RNA of Penicillium argentinense, 537 nucleotides long. RefSeq names its product DUF4863 family protein. NCBI's taxonomy places the organism in Eukaryota, Fungi, Ascomycota, Eurotiomycetes, Eurotiales, Aspergillaceae. The transcript is spliced from 2 exons. Bases 1 to 537 code for a protein of 178 amino acids. The record is from RefSeq and is a predicted model, not a curated record.
AUGCAUCCAAACCAACAAAAACUGAUCAACUGCGCCCGCGAAUUCUUCGCGGAAGUAGAAGAGCUAACACCGGGCAAAGCCCUCGAAAACCGCCUCAAUGCCAACUACGGCCCCGGAACAAAAUACUACGAAACACUCUGCACUCUAAUCCGGCAGGGCAUAACCAACAACGAAGGUUGGGUCGCAACGGACGAGCUAGACGGCCCGAAAUACCGACGGAGUCGAAUUAGCCCUCCGUGCGAGGAGACGCGGUUUUUCAGUAUUACGACGGUCUACAUGGAAAGUGAAGAGGUGUAUCGUGGCCAGUAUCACCUCCAUCCGUAUGGUGAAAUCAACUGUGUUGUACAGCUUGAUCCUUCGGCCGAGUUGAUGGGGAUGUCAGGAUGGCAGGGCUCGGGCUGGACUUCUCCUGCUCCUGGGACGCAUCAUUACCCUGAGGUUAGAGGAGGUGCACUUGUUGCAUUGUUCUUUUUGCCUGCUGGGCGGAUUUCAUAUAGCAGGGCGAAGCCGGGGGAUCCUCAGCCUGUUGGGAUUUAG